Emys orbicularis (European pond turtle) is the source of this 2223-nucleotide messenger RNA. It is a transcript of the gene DCLK1, whose product is annotated as doublecortin like kinase 1. Gene Ontology annotation, molecular function: protein kinase activity; microtubule binding; ATP binding. Gene Ontology annotation, cellular component: microtubule; neuron projection; microtubule organizing center. Gene Ontology annotation, biological process: neuron migration; axoneme assembly; intracellular signal transduction. Lineage: Eukaryota; Metazoa; Chordata; Testudines; Emydidae. The record is from RefSeq and is a predicted model, not a curated record. The coding region runs from base 1 to 2223 and encodes 740 amino acids. The transcript is spliced from 16 exons.
AUGUCCUUUGGAAGAGACAUGGAGCUGGAACACUUCGAUGAGCGUGAUAAAGCACAGCGAUAUGGCAGAGGGUCACGGGUAAAUGGUCUGCCUAGCCCUACCCACAGUGCCCACUGCAGCUUUUACCGAACCCGCACUCUACAAACCCUCAGUUCUGAGAAAAAAGCCAAGAAAGUUCGUUUCUAUCGCAACGGAGACCGGUAUUUCAAAGGGAUUGUCUAUGCCAUCUCCCCCGACCGGUUUAGAUCUUUUGAGGCCCUGUUGGCUGAUCUGACCCGAACUCUGUCUGAUAAUGUGAAUCUGCCCCAGGGAGUGAGAACAAUCUACACCAUUGAUGGUGCCAAGAAGAUUUCCACCUUGGACCAGCUAGUAGAAGGGGAGAGCUAUGUGUGUGGUUCAAUAGAACCUUUCAAAAAACUGGAGUACACAAAGAAUGUAAACCCAAAUUGGUCAGUGAAUGUUAAGACAACAUCCACUUCCCGUACGGUGCCGUCUCUUGCCACUGUCAAAGGAAGUCCUUCAGAUGCAAGAGAGAAUAAGGAUUUCAUUAGGCCUAAACUGGUCACCAUCAUCAGGAGUGGUGUGAAACCACGUAAAGCAGUCCGGAUUCUGCUUAAUAAGAAGACAGCACAUUCAUUUGAACAGGUUCUUACUGAUAUAACUGAUGCCAUCAAGCUGGAUUCGGGAGUGGUUAAACGCCUGUACACACUGGAUGGAAAACAGGUGAUGUGCCUUCAGGAUUUCUUUGGUGAUGAUGACAUUUUUAUUGCAUGUGGACCAGAAAAGUUCCGUUACCAGGAUGAUUUCUUGCUAGAUGAAAGUGAAUGUCGGGUAGUGAAAUCUACUUCCUAUACCAAAAUAGCUUCAACAUCACGUAGGAGCACCACCAAGAGCCCGGGUCCAUCUAGACGCAGCAAGUCUCCUGCCUCUACCAGCUCAGUUAAUGGAACCCCUGGUAGCCAGCUUUCUACUCCCCGCUCUGGGAAGUCUCCAAGCCCAUCUCCUACCAGCCCAGGAAGCCUGCGAAAACAGAGGAGCUCCCAACACAGUGGCUCCUCUACCUCAUUAGCAUCCACCAAAGUUUGCAGCUCCAUGGAUGAAAAUGAUGGACCUGGAGAAGAAGUGUUGGAAGAAGGCUUCCAGGUUCCAGCAUCAAUAGCAGAAAGAUAUAAAGUUGGAAGGACUAUAGGAGACGGAAAUUUUGCUAUUGUAAAGGAGUGUAUAGAAAGGUCAACUGGUAGAGAAUAUGCUCUGAAAAUCAUAAAAAAAAGUAAAUGUAGAGGAAAAGAGCACAUGAUCCAGAAUGAGGUAUCCAUUUUAAGAAGGGUCAAACAUCCCAAUAUUGUUCUUCUGAUUGAGGAGAUGGACAUGCCAACUGAGUUGUACCUUGUCAUGGAGCUUGUAAAGGGAGGAGACCUUUUUGAUGCCAUUACCUCCACUAACAAAUACACAGAGCGGGAUGCCAGUGGGAUGCUGUACAAUCUGGCCAGUGCCAUCAAAUACCUCCAUAGCUUGAACAUUGUUCACAGGGAUAUCAAACCUGAGAAUCUACUGGUUUAUGAACACCAAGAUGGAAGCAAGUCUCUGAAGCUGGGAGACUUUGGGCUGGCAACAAUAGUGGAUGGACCUCUUUACACAGUCUGUGGGACCCCUACAUAUGUAGCUCCAGAAAUCAUUGCAGAAGCUGGAUAUGGCCUGAAGGUGGACAUCUGGGCAGCUGGUGUGAUUACUUACAUCCUGCUGUGUGGCUUUCCUCCAUUCCGUGGCUGUGGAGAUGAUCAGGAAGUGCUUUUUGAUCAGAUUUUGAUGGGCCAGGUGGAUUUCCCAUCUCCAUACUGGGAUAAUGUUUCUGAUUCUGCAAAGGAACUUAUCACCAUGAUGCUUCAGGUAGAUGUAGAUCAGCGAUUCUCAGCCUUGCAAGUUCUCGAACAUCCGUGGGUUAAUGAUGAUGGCCUUCCAGAGAAUGAGCAUCAGCUUUCAGUAGCUGGGAAGAUAAAGAAGCAUUUCAAUACAGGGCCUAAACCCAACAGCACAGCAGCUGGAGUUUCUGUCAUAACAACCACCGCUCUUGAUAAGGAGAGGCAGGUUUUCCGACGAAGACGCAACCAGGAUGUGAGGGGACGUUAUAAGACUCAGCAAGCUCCACCUGAACUCAACUCUGAAUCAGAAGACUAUUCACCAAGUUCAUCCGAGACUGUUCGCUCACCUAACUCACCCUUUUAA